Molecule: messenger RNA, 1074 nt
Organism: Perkinsus marinus ATCC 50983
Lineage: Eukaryota; Perkinsozoa; Perkinsida; Perkinsidae
Exons: 1
Source: RefSeq, a predicted model, not a curated record
AUGGCACAGUUCAGCCUGCACAAGACCCCACAUUGCCUGGUCACACUACCAGAUCACAAUGCUACGUCAAGUGAGAAGUAUGUUGCGUUGAUCGACACAGGCAGUUAUGAGAGCAUGAUCUCUCAUAAGCUUGUCGCCGAACUUGGUCUACCUAUGAGGUAUCUCGACGUGCCCUACACAGCCUACAUUAUGAAUGGCGAAUGCAUUAUGUAUCAUGCAACUGUUACACUUACAUGGCGGUUCGCGGAUAGCACAGACAUCGAGAUCAAUUCUUCCUUCUUGGUGUCCCCUCGUCUACCCGAACCAUUCCAAUUCGUAUUCGGCUCCGACUUGCAAAAUUCUAAGGGGUUCUACUACAACCCUGUCAUCCAGAAGCUGGUUAUUGUUGGGGAAAUUCCCCCUGUACAGCAUCCCGAUGACGAUGGUGCAUCAGGCUCUGCGGUCGAGCUAAGUCUCACAACAGCCUCGGAUUCAUCAUUCGUCUUGCAGAAUUCAGAUACUACCGGGCGAGAUAAUCUACAAGCUAGCCAAUCUGAGAAGACCAAUCUCACUGAGGCAACCUCACCUUCCGAGACCACAGUCGUUAUGGAGACUCCCCACUUCAUCAUAACUGCUACCCAAGACACCGACGACCUUCAGACGAAUGUCUUCACUGUGGAUAUCAAAGCUGCGAGUAUGCCUGCUCGAAAGGCUCGCCCAAAUAAACUCUCGCAUCAUCAUCCCCUCAACAAACCAGAUGCUACCGACCCUACGUUGUUCGAUGAGACUCGAGCCCGAUUGGAAGGCCUCAUUCAAAGAGGAUGUUUGGCUCCUACAACCGAUGACGAUGACGGCUUUAUGUACCUUACCACGACAUAUUAUGGCGUACGAGGAUCGAAAAGGGCACGACCCGUAUUCCCCUUCAGGAAGCUCAAUGAUGCGACCGUGCAACUUCUCAAGGACUGCCCUGUCCGACAAGAUCCGUUGUACUCCAUUCUUGACGCUACAAGAGGGUAUAGCACUCUGAAGCUGAUGGAUGUCUCGGAUGCAUUCUUCCGCAUCCGGACGGGGCCCAACUUACGACAAAUAAUGACG